Molecule: messenger RNA, 2046 nt
Organism: Fulvia fulva
Lineage: Eukaryota; Fungi; Ascomycota; Dothideomycetes; Mycosphaerellales; Mycosphaerellaceae
Exons: 2
Coding region: 1-2046 (681 amino acids)
Source: RefSeq, a predicted model, not a curated record
AUGUCAAGGAACAGGACCAAAGAUCUCAAAUCGCUGAACACCAUGAAUUGUACUGCAACCAAAGAGGAUGGAAAGCGCAGUGUCGCCGACUGGUUGACUUCCAUUGGAGUAUCUCUUACUUUCUUAGGCUUCUUGGGCUCCAUGUCACUCCUGUUCAAUAUUGGCAAGACGAUCUUCAUCUUCUUCUCUCUGCACAGCAGAAUCCCGGCCGCCCCUAGGGAGUACUUUGCCUGGAUUAUUCCCGACUUCGUUAGGGGGACUGUGACUGUGAUACACUCGACCCCCUCGCUUGCUCAGCCAGGUCUCUGGAGCCCAAGCCAAGUCCGUUUCGUGUCCAUACCAGCCACUGUCAAUUGCGCUUCUCAACAGUCAAAAAGGAUCUCAAACACUACCGGGCCUCUGAUCACUACUGAGAGAGCUCUGGAAGAUGGCAGAAUACGGGCCAGAAAUCCAAUUCGGCCUUCCGCAUUACUUGAACCAGAGCUAUCGCCUUCUCUACUCCUCACGGCGAAGCAUGCAGACACGACUAUUCCUGCAAAGAGAAGACUCCACACACACUGGAUGCACAUCCGUAAGCUGCGCUUGACAUCCAGAGCAAGUCCAGAAUCGGUGUUCUCCGAAGACGAGCAAGAACGCUACGUCGUGGAUCUUGACUUGCGCACAAAACCCAUGCUUCUUGCCAUGGAGUGGCCACAGUUCCUGUGGUUUGUCCUUGCCUUGGGGGUCAACACUUACUGCCCAGAGUUCGAGGCUUUAGGCUCUAUAUUCGAGUCUGACAGUCAGGAAGCAGACCUCCAGUCCGCUCUGACACUGGCAUCAACCAGCACCACGAUGGGACGUAUAAUCAAAGUAAGCUUGAUUGACAACAAGCUUGUUGGCGAGCUCUUCCCGAAGGCUCUGCAUUACAAUCUCCAAGCAGCACUUGCAUUCGACAACAUAAUGGUCUGGUCUGAAGAACAAACUGGUGGGCGAACCAAAGGUCCCGUUCAGACUUUCUGUCGAUCACUUGCAGCUGACAAGUCCAGCAUGAUGAGACAUAUAACCGCAAUCGGAUCUACACUUGAGCUCAAGGAUUUCAAGCCUUCUCAAGGUAUAACGGGAUCUACUGUGUCUGACUGUGGCAAAGAUUCUACUCUAGCAGCGACCUGGCAGUGGCUGGCCUACACCAUGUAUCUCCUCAAGUUCAAUCAACCAGCGCCAGUAAACGAGGAUCUAGUCGAAGUGCGGGAACGCAUCAUCUUGGAACUGGCACAGCUUAGUGAGGCAGACAUGGAAGCGCGAUGGGACCGUCUCAAGCGGGAUACCGAUGCCCCUGCGUCUCUCAUCACUUCGCUGAAAGAUGUCAUGCUCAGCACCACGAAGAGCUCAUCCUACGUAAGCGAAUCCAUCCGGCUUAGUAGUCUCUGGGACAAGAUGGCGACUUCUUGCAAGACCUUGGUCAACCAGUUAAGGCCAGCGGUCGACGAAGCCGUGGCAGUCGACAACACGAAGAACAGUGUGCGAUUGCAUUGCGAUGAGUUCGGUGACUUGAAAGCAGCCAUUGACAAACAGAUUUCUACCAUCAAGACGUACGAUCUGGUAGAACCGAACGACUGUGCCUCGCCGUCGGUUGAGGAGCGCAGCAAACUGCUUGAACGCCUACAAAGGCUACCAGUGUGGGAAAAACUUCAGCACGACACUUCUUGGCACAAUAAAGCCGACUGGUCACACCUUGACCUCGAGGCUCUCGACCGAUAUAGGAGGUUUGCCACGAUAUGCAUAGUCAUCGCACCAUGGAACCGACGGCAGUGGCCCGUAUGGCGACCCAUCAAGAAGGCACGACGCCACUGCUCCGAAUUGACUGAGAUUCUUGAUGAUCUCGGGAAGGAUGUUGUACAAGAUCGCUGCGCAUGGUACGAACUGAUCGAUAGACUUUCGGAGGGCUCUAUUCAGCCUGGUGCAAAGGUAUUCGAGUUCGGAGGGUUUGAAGCUCCGGACUCGCCUGUGCGAAAGCUGAUGAGGGGCCUCGAGAGAUCGGCCCCGGACAGAGUGGUGUAUGUACGCUGA